UUAUAUUUAGUCUUUUUGAAUCACAGUAGCAAACAAAUAAACAAAAAAAGAGAAUAAGUUUAUAGUAUAAUAUUUUGAAUAUUUAAAAUCAAUUAGUGUAUUAAUUACGCUAGUUCCACUUUUUCGGAUUUUUUUUUCAGUCGUUGAGAGUUCUCUGACAUUCGUCGUCAUAUUCCGCCGGAUCCGACACAUAAACAGGCCGAUAGGUCAGCCCCUUGUCUACCUCCUGUAGAUGAGUUAUUAGUCCGUUCAUGUACGCCACUUCCUCCAAGUUUUGCAGACGUUUUUCCGCCUGCAGCCCAAAAUCUUUAUAUAGCAUCUUCUUGAUAGAUUUAAAUUUUUCGUCUAUCUCCCUGAAUCCACAUCUAAGAUUUUCGGUCCUUGUUUGGAGUUCGCGGGAUUCCUCGAUCAACUUGAGGACCCGCUGUCUAAGUUCUUCAAAGGAGCUGCUCUCUCUGGCGAAGUAUUCACUGCAUUCCGUCUGAUUGGAUCGAAGCUUAUUCAUUAAUCUGAAAAAUUGUUUCAAAUCCUCCCCGUCUCCAUGUUUAACAGCAUCUGUUCUUUCCAUGUUUACAAUACAAAAACAUCAACGUCUUUUCCAACAGUCGGUGUACAGUUAUAUGACGUCAUAGGCGUAAAACCAGGUAGCGUCACGCUACUUCCAGGUUAUUAUAGUUGCCGUGGUUCGGUGACAUGUAUACAUUCUAUACAAAAGAUGUCGGAUGCCAAACAGCUAUCCCCAACAGAGGUGAUAAAGGCCUUAAAAUGCGGCGUGUGCUGGGGCUACUUCAACAAACCGCAUACUCUUAAAUGCGGCCAUAGUUUUUGCAUGAGAUGUCUGUACAAAGUCUGCAAAGUAGCCCGAGACAACAAUGAGCAUGUUCUGCUUUCCUUUUUAAAGUUUCCUUGUCCGACAUGUAGGUCGCCCAUGCGCGUUCGAUAUAUUCUGCAACGACACGCAUGUGUCAACUUUGCCAUUCAAGAAUAUGUCAACCACUGGAAAAAGGAGAGAAAUCAAGUUCGAGAAAUGCAUCAAUUAGAAGUACGAUCAAUCGGUUGUCAAAACUCAGAAGACGAAGAAGAAAAAGAAGAGGAAAAGUCAGACGAAAAUCCGUCCGUGUCGGCCAUUGAGUACAAUCACGUAACCACUAGACUUGACGUUUCUUCCUUCCUCUCCGACGUCGCAACCAGCGUGUCGUCAUUGUCCUGCGUGGAUUUGUCGUCAGAGGACAGCGACUAUACAGUCGACACGUCUUCAGAGGAUACGGAUGACCUUGACUUUCAUAUCGGUAUCCGGGAAGGUCGAGGUCGAAUGAGGAUGCUAGGCCUCCGGGGAAGUUUUCGGAAUUUCUUAGCAGACGUUGCAUUCACGUGUCAAGACAUGUUCCGUUCCCCGAAUCGAUCAAUAAUGGCGCUGAUCUGGUGCGGCUAUACUUUUUCAAUCAUGCUGAUUGCUAAUGGAUUUUUCCCUUAUAUGCUGCUGUACAGUUUGCUUUUCUUCCUUAUACUAUACGCAGAAACUAUUCAACAAAGGAGAAGAUAGCUUGAAUAUUAUCCAAUGUUAAAUAAAUGGGUACAGUAUG
Molecule: messenger RNA, 1583 nt
Organism: Magallana angulata
Lineage: Eukaryota; Metazoa; Mollusca; Bivalvia; Ostreida; Ostreidae
Exons: 3
Coding region: 542-1543 (333 amino acids)
Biological process (GO): DNA damage tolerance; protein monoubiquitination
Cellular component (GO): nucleus; Rad6-Rad18 complex
Molecular function (GO): single-stranded DNA binding; ubiquitin protein ligase activity
Source: RefSeq, a predicted model, not a curated record